UAACAUCAAGGGAGUUCGUGUUUGAUAUACACUGUUGCAGUGGCCGACACCGGGUUAUAAGGGAAUUACCUGCAAUGCUGCACUGGAACAUACAGCCAUAGAACUCUGUGCCAGAAAAUUAUAAAUAUUAUAAUCUACAGUUAAAGCAAGCUACGAAAACAGGUACACCAAACAUAUUUCUAGGAUAUUCUGGGAUAAGAAGUUCCCAUGGGUCGUGGAGGGAAGCAGGGCGGUGACACACUCACAUGGAGAGAGGUUCAGGGACACAACAAACCUGACGAUAAAUGGUUAGUUAUUGAUGGACAGGUGUACAAUAUAACGAAGUGGGCAGGAAGACACCCUGGAGGCUCCCGGGUCAUCAGUCACUAUGCAGGACAGGACGCCACUGAGGCUUUUAAAGCCUUUCACAAUGAUCUGGCCACAGUGAAGAAAUUUCUUAGUCCAAUCCAUGUCGGAAAUGUGGAGGAUUAUCGGCAAUCUUGUCUGGAUGAUGAUUUCCGAACUCUAUGUGAGACAGUCAAGAAAAAGGGAUACUACGAACCAAGUUACAUUUUCUUUUUGGUAAUGAUGGUACAGGUAUUUGUUCUGGAGUCUUUAUCUUACCUGGUGAUGGCGUACUUCGGGACAGGCUGGGUACCGUACUUGAUAUCCUUAGUGUGUGCAGCCGCUGUACAGGCACAGGCUGGAUGGAUACAACAUGACUUUGGUCACCUGUCAGUAUUUAAGAACUCAACACUAGACCACCUUAUACAGUAUUAUCUGAUGGGCAUAGUAAAGGGAGCCUCGCCUCAUUGGUGGAAUCACCUACAUUUCCAGCAUCAUGCCAAGCCUAAUGUGAUAAACAAAGACCCAGAUGUAGCUAUGGACAAGUUAUUUGUAAUUGGAGAAGUUAUGCCAGUUCAGGUUGCGAAAACAAGGAGAAAAUUCAUGCCAUUCAACUUACAACAUAGAUAUUUCUUCUUAAUUGGUCCGCCAUUGCUGUUUCCUGUGUACUUCCAGUUUAUGCUGUUCCGACAUAUCUACACGCGCAGACUGCCAGUUGACUUGGCCCUGGUGAUGAUAUACUUCUUUAAGUAUUUUUACCUGUUUACACCUAUGCUUGGAUUAGGGGGAGCUAUUGUUUUCUACUUUAUGAUGAGGUGUCUAGAAAGCCACUGGUUUACCUGGGUGACUCAAUCUAAUCACAUCCCUAUGAACAUCGACAAUGACCAGGCCCUGCACUGGAUGAAGCUUCAGAUGCAGGCUACGUGUGAUAUCCAGAAAUCUGUCUUCAAUGAUUGGUUCACUGGCCACCUCAACUUCCAGAUAGAGCAUCAUUUGUUUCCCACGAUGCCGCGCCACAAUCUGUACAAAGUAGCACCCCUCGUCCAGUCCCUAUGUAAAAAACAUGACAUUAAGUACGAGGUCAAGCCACUGUGGACAGCCUUCAAGGAUAUCGUCAGAUGUCUGAAGCAUUCAGGUGCAUUAUGGGAAGGAACAUACAACGCAUACCAUUCCUAAAGAGACCAGGAACUAAGACUACAUGUCAUGGUGAUUGGUUCCAGCAGUGAGGAAAUUCAAACUUGUUUGACAAUGAAGAUUUUCAUCAUUUCAUACCUAAGCCAAAGAUGUCUAGAUAUACUUUGAAAUGUUUGAUGUAGUUAGUAUAUUGCAGUACCACCUCAAGUUCAGUUAGAAAGUCAAAUCGAUCUCUUAGUAAAUAUUUAUAAGCGUUGAUGAGGUAACAAUGAUUGCAUAUGAAUAUAAGGGUAGAAUAUUUUUUCAUGUAUGUGUGCAUAUAUUUUUUUAUAAAAAAGGGGAGAGAGUUAGAGAGAGAGAUAGUAUUUUAUAGCAUUUCUGCCAGGAUUAUAUUUCCUUUGCUAUUUAACGGAGGGAUUCCCCAAUUAUCUCCUUUGCUAUUUUUGGAGGGAAUUUCUUAAUUAUUUACUUUGCUAUUUUAGAAGGGGUUCCCUCAUUAUCUCCUUUGCUAUUUUUGAAGGGAUUCCCUCAUUAUCUCCUUUGCUAUUUUUGAAGGGAUUCCCUCAUUAUCUCCUUUGCUAUUUUUGAAGGGAUUCCCUCAUUAUCUCAUUUGCUAUUUUUGAAGGGAUUCCCUCAUUAUCUCAUUUGCUAUUUUUGGAGGGAAUUUCCUGAUUAUUUACUUUAUUAUUCUGGGGAUUGUAUGCUGUGAUAUUCCUGAAGUGCUACCCUAGAGAACAGGCGGUAUAUAAUAUUCUCUUGAAUACGAAGCUGAUGUAAGUAACACUUAUAAAACAUGAUUUUUGGCUUGUUCCAGAUUUCCCCUUCUUCAUUAAAGUUUGUUAAACAAAGAUUAUCAAACAUGGCCAAGUCUAAAACAUAGGUGAUGUUGUGUAUAUGUUCUAGUCCCUACCUAGGUAAGCUACCUUGUUAAGUUCUGUACUUUCCUCAGAGGAGUUUACAAGUUACAGUGAGAGUCGGAUAAGGUGCCGAUCGGUGAGCGACAAUCUAUCAAUAGCCUGAUUUCUUUGUUUACACAGGUGCAGUCUUUCAUGUCUACCAUCUUAUCCUAUUAAUGACUUUAAUAAAAUUGUCGAAGAAAUGAAA
Messenger RNA from Pecten maximus, 2562 nucleotides. Its product is annotated as acyl-CoA 6-desaturase-like. The record is from RefSeq and is a predicted model, not a curated record. The transcript is spliced from 13 exons. Gene Ontology annotation, molecular function: oxidoreductase activity, acting on paired donors, with oxidation of a pair of donors resulting in the reduction of molecular oxygen to two molecules of water. Bases 208 to 1500 code for a protein of 430 amino acids. NCBI's taxonomy places the organism in Eukaryota, Metazoa, Mollusca, Bivalvia, Pectinida, Pectinidae. Gene Ontology annotation, cellular component: membrane. Gene Ontology annotation, biological process: lipid metabolic process.